This is a messenger RNA of Photinus pyralis (common eastern firefly), 810 nucleotides long. Its product is annotated as EEF1A lysine methyltransferase 2. Gene Ontology annotation, cellular component: cytoplasm. The record is from RefSeq and is a predicted model, not a curated record. Lineage: Eukaryota; Metazoa; Arthropoda; Insecta; Coleoptera; Lampyridae. Bases 161 to 793 code for a protein of 210 amino acids. The transcript has a single exon. Gene Ontology annotation, molecular function: protein-lysine N-methyltransferase activity. Gene Ontology annotation, biological process: peptidyl-lysine dimethylation; peptidyl-lysine monomethylation.
GAACCAUUAGGUACCAACUUGGCCACAAAAUCUUCCUAAAUUUUGUUCAACAAUUCCAACAGCAACAAUCAUAAUUUGGGGGCGAUUUUAGAGCAGUGAUAAAUUAGUCCACGAUUAUUCACUGAUCUAAAUAGAGGUCAGUGCGAUUAUUACUUAAAUAAUGUUUGAAGAAUUAGAACAGUCAGAAUUGGGCACACAAGAGUAUUGGAAGAAGGUUUACGAAACGGAGGUGAAGAAUUUUCGUAACCACGGCGAUAUAGGGGAAGUAUGGUUUGGAGAAGACAUAGCCGAUCGCAUUGUUAAAUGGAACGAAGAUAACAUUCAAAAGUCGAACCGUAUUCUUGACGUAGGUUGCGGAAACGGUAUGCUACUUGUGCAACUUUCGCGAGCAGGCUACACGAAUUUGAACGGUAUCGAUUAUUCGGGAGAUGCGAUCACUUUGGCAAAGGAGGUAUCGUCACACUACCAAGCCGAUAUUAAUUAUUCUGUUGGUGACAUUCUACGUGAUGGUAUUUGUAAUAGUUACGAUGUAAUUCUUGAUAAAGGCACCUACGACGCGAUAAGUUUAAGUAAGGAUGCCCAAAAGGAACGAUCUCUUUACAUUACAAAUAUACAUAAACAUUUAACAGAUAACGGUGUAUUGGUAAUAACAUCCUGCAAUUGGACUAAGGAAGAAUUAACGUUACAGUUUGACACUCAUUUCUAUUUACACGAUGUAAUUCCAACUCCACAGUUCAAAUUUGGAGGAAGUAUAGGCAGUGUUGUUAGUUGCAUUAUUUUUAAAAAGAAAUAAACAAGUUAUCAAAUUAA